UCCAAUGGUAAAAGGACUGGACUACUCUCUUCUAAACAGAGACACUCAAGGAAUUGCCCACUUUGACAAACAAGAAACUCCAAGCAAAGUUCAGGCACCGACGGAAGAACUAAAUAAUAACUCAGCACAAGAACAGUGGCCCUCUUUGGUAUCCCAAAUAGCCGUUUUGCAGUUCAGGAAAGAAGAAACACCAACUCCAACUGGUGUUCAUCGAGUAGAUAGUUUUUAUCCAGGCAGAAUGUAUUAUGUAUAUGAACUGGCAAAGCACGGUUUGAACGAAAGUAACCAACCACUUGUUGUUCGACAUAGUAAGAAACGUAUUUUUCCGUCGAAUAGUAUCACUUAUGAAUGGAGUCGUGAUAUUGCUAGCUCGAUAUGGACCAAAGAUACGAGGAAAAAGUUGUCGUCUUUCAAGGAAGACGCUUUCCCAUAUAAUAACGGCGAACCUGGAAGAAUACAUCUAUUUUGGAAUUGCAAAAAGCCUUCUCAAAGGGAUAUCUCCCCAGCAGUUGAUGAAACAGACGAUACAACUGCUGUUGAUAAGGAUGCUUCCAAGAUGAGUUCAGUAUGGCAAGUAGAUGGAGCUUUGGCAGGAGCUGUUGAGGUAGAAAAUGAAACAACAAAGCAUUUCCAUUAUCCAAGCAUCCAAAAUGAAAAUGAAUCCCAAGAAGAGGAAAUGGAUAUUUUUCAAGACAUUGACUCGACUCAAGUGACUUGGAGUUAUUCUAAAAAUGAAACAUAAUUUCAUAAUAGUACCCAAAUAAGCUCUCUCAGUAUUGUAACUUCGUUUUUCUUUUAUCAUGCAAAGAAAACUUCUCAAGUAUGA
Molecule: messenger RNA, 826 nt
Organism: Galdieria sulphuraria
Lineage: Eukaryota; Rhodophyta; Bangiophyceae; Galdieriales; Galdieriaceae
Exons: 1
Coding region: 5-742 (245 amino acids)
Source: RefSeq, a predicted model, not a curated record